This is a messenger RNA of Seminavis robusta, 417 nucleotides long. NCBI's taxonomy places the organism in Eukaryota, Bacillariophyta, Bacillariophyceae, Naviculales, Naviculaceae. The record is from the annotation of a GenBank genome assembly.
AUGAUCCAGAUGCAAGAAGCAAAAACGCAGCAAGAAUCAGAAGAAGACGAUCAAUCUCCCAAAUUCGUUUUCCCCUUUCCUGAAAUCUACACGUAUCCAACCAUGUUUCCGUACCACGCUUCGAUAGGGGGUAUGGACAUGAACCCCAGCAAAUCUUCUGAUUCCGAGACUACCAAUGCUUCGACUGAGGACCAGAAGAAAGGAUCAACACUAUCAAGUUUCUUGAAAAGCAAGAACAAAAUGAACAAAGGCUGCGAGUCCGCUUCCACGGUAUCAACCACAAUUGCGGAACUAGCUCGAGCAGACGGAUAUUGGCUCGGGCUUGAAAUCUACUUGAAGCAAACAACAGCAACGACUUUAGACGAUGACGACGUGUCAACGAUUACUCUUGAAUGUUAUUAUGCUGGCAAUCGCUAG